This is a messenger RNA of Pseudoliparis swirei, 2801 nucleotides long. RefSeq names its product actin related protein 8 (gene actr8). The coding region runs from base 653 to 2584 and encodes 643 amino acids. Gene Ontology annotation, cellular component: Ino80 complex. Gene Ontology annotation, biological process: regulation of DNA-templated transcription; double-strand break repair. The record is from RefSeq and is a predicted model, not a curated record. NCBI's taxonomy places the organism in Eukaryota, Metazoa, Chordata, Actinopteri, Perciformes, Liparidae. The transcript has 13 exons.
CAAGGGGCUUUGUCAAAAGUGGGGGUGUCCCAACAAUGUUUUUUUCUCAGUUCAACUCUGUAGACAUAGGGGUUUUACUGCUACACAUUUACUUGGUCAGCAAAUGUAGCACAAGGUGGUUAGUUUGAGCUAUUAAUCAUACUAAUAGCAGGCAUUCCUUAAGUGCCUUCCAGGGAAUACAAGAAUGCUUAAUACAUAUGGAAAACAACAACAAUAAGAACAAGGUGAACCUGGUGAAUGCAUUUUGCAAUCGGCAAUUCAAAGUUCAAUUUGCUAAUGCAAUUUGAAAAUACAUAAUAACAUGAUGCAAUUUGGUUUAAAGCUCAAUUAAUAGCAUUAUGUAAUGCAGUGUUUGAAUUCUCCAUUUGAUAAUGCAUUUCAAUAUUGUAAAUUCAAUUUGUCAUUGACACGGCGAUGUUGAUAGAUUUGACAGAGACAAGAGGCAGUGCCAAAUAUAAAUCUCUUUCGACGAAUAGAAACCGCCGUCUCGUAGCACGUGAUCAAACACGGAAGUAGAAUCUAACGCUGCCACAACUUUCUAUUCUGAGGAAGGUCCUCGCUUUUGGCUGCGUGUCGAAGCGCUUUAACAAGCACAAAGAGGUCGUGACUCAUUAUUUAUAACUAUUUAGUUGACUAAAAUUGUUGCCGAACAAUGACUCAGGCGGAGAAAGAGCAGGACAAUGGGAAGGAGAAAGAAAAGGAACGAGACAAGGAGAAGGAAAAGGAGCAGCAACGUGGGGUAAAGAGACCCAUCGCUCCUCCGGUCAUCCCAGACCCUCUUCAGGAGCAAAUACAAAGCAAUUUUAUCAUUGUCAUCCACCCUGGUUCAAGGACACUCCGCAUUGGCCGAGCAACAGAUAAUCUUCCGGUGACACUCCCACAUGUGAUCGCGCGCAGACACAAACAAACUGGACAGCCGAGAUAUGAAGACGCCUGGUUGUUGAGAGAUGGUCUGAAUAAAACAGAGAGCAAUGACCAGAGGCAGAAUGGUCUUAAAAUGGUGGACCAGGCCAUCUGGUCCAAGAAAAUGUCAAACGGAGUGCGGAGAACACCCGUGUCCGCUGAACAGGCCAGAGCUUAUAACUGUCAGAUCCGCCCGGCAGUACUAGACGGCAGCUCCAGGGUGAAGUGGAGCAACGCAGCCCACCAGCCUCCUCAUCUGGUGGGAGAGGAGGCUCUUUAUGUGAAUCCAUCCGACUGUUACAACAUCCACUGGCCAAUAGUCAGAGGUCAGCUUAAUGUGCAUGCUGGUACCGGAGGCUCAUUGACCGCCGUCCUGGCUGACCUCGAGACAAUCUGGAGUCACGUUAUUCAAAAGCAACUGGAAAUCCCCCUCAAAGACCUAAAGUAUUACAGAUGCAUCCUACUGGUCCCCGACAUCUAUAACAGGCAGCACGUCAAAGAAGUUGUCAACAUGCUGCUGCUUAAUAUGGGCUUCUCAGCAAUCAUCGUGCACCAGGAGUCGGUGUGUGCUACAUUUGGCAGUGGGUUGAGCAGCGCUUGUGUCGUGGAUGUCGGAGACCAGAAGUCCAGUCUUUGCUGUGUAGAGGACGGCGUGUCCCACCGGAACUCCAGGUUGUGUUUGGCGUAUGGCGGCUCAGAUGUGACCCGCACUUUCUUCUGGCUCCUGCAGAGGGGGGGCUUUCCCUACAGAGACUGUCAGCUGUCCAGCAGACUGGACUGUCAGCUCCUGCAGCAUCUGAAGGAGACCUUCUGCCAUCUGAACCAAGACAUAUCAGGGCUACAAGAUCAUGAAUUCCAGACCCGCCUCCCAGAAGCCCCAGCUCUUCUUUACCAGGUUCGACUAGGGGAUGAGAAAUUACAGGCACCUAUGGGUCUUUUCUACCCGACCACAUUUGGCAUCGUAGGUCAAAAGAUGACAUCACUUCAGUACCGUUCCCAAGGAGACUCCGAGGAUCCUCAUGAUGAACACUACCUGAUGGCUACACAGAGCAAACAGGACCAGUCCUCAAAAUCUGCUGCAGACCGGAAGGGUUUGUCCAGACCAGGUGCUGGUUUGGACGGUGAGAUGAGCGGUCAGGGAGGGGUCGGGGAGCUUUCUGACCUAACCAGGGGAUGUGGGAGUGGCAGCGGUGGAGGAGGGAUGAAGGUGGAGAUGGAGUUUGGGCCUGCGCAGGGGGAGUGCCUGAUGGGGGCAGGAGAGGUGGAGGAGCCCCUGUCUGCUCACCUUUCCAGGAAGACUGCCAUCAUGAGCCAGUUUGAGAGCAAAGCACUGGGCCUGGAUAAGGCCAUCCUGCAUAGCAUCGACUGCUGUGCAUCGGAUGAAACCAAACGCAAGAUGUACAGCUCCAUCCUGGUCGUGGGAGGAGGGCUCAUGUUUCAUGGUGCUCAGGAGUUUCUGCUUCACCGCAUCGUCAACAAGAUGCCGCCCUCGUUCAGAAGGCUUGUAGACAACGUGGAAGUUAUCACACGGCCAAAGGACAUGGACCCUCGGCUGAUAUCAUGGAAGGGGGGGGCAGUGCUGGCGUGUCUGGACACCACUCAGGAGAUGUGGAUCCACCAGAGGGAGUGGCAGCGGUUUGGUGUCCGGAUGCUCCGCGAGAGAGCGGCCUUCGUCUGGUGAAAGCAAACUGUUUACUUGAAUCCAACGGGGGAGUUUCCACACGAGGCGCAGCGUGGGCAUCGUUCAGGACAUCGAAGCCCUCCGACAAUUAUAGCACCGCUAAGUAGGAGUCAAUAUUGUAGAACUUUUGAACGGUCUUCUGUAAAUACUGCAGUUCUUGCCUCUUUAUGAAAGUUUGAAUGUGUAAAUAAACCAAAUAACACUUGGAUACACAAUU